AUGGACCAACUCACCAAUAUGUAUAGAAAUGUAGAGGUCCAAUUAGGCCAAAUCGCUAAUGCGGUUAACAAUCGAAAUCAAGGGGAUUUACCUAGCAAGACAGAAGUGAACCCAAGGGAGCAUGUGAAGGCCAUAACCCUCAGAAGUGGUAAAGAAGUAGGUGAACUACCUGUAGUUGAAAGUGAGAGAAAAUAUGAAAGAAAAGAAAACAAGCAGUUGAGCAAUUUGGGAGAUGAUAACAAGACAAUUGAAGGGAAAGAAAAGGUGGAAGAGUGUGAGCCGCAAAUAAAAGAAACAACACCAAUUCCUCCACCGGUGCCAUUUCCUCAAAGAUUGAAACCUUCGAGAAAUGAUAAAGAAUUUGACAAGUUUGUCAAUAUUUUCAAACAAUUACAUAUUAACAUUCCUUUUGUUGAUGCUAUUUUGCAGAUUUCUUCAUACACAAAGUUUCUCAAGGAGAUAAUGACUAAGAAAAGAAAGUUAGUAGAUAGCGAGACAAUUGCAUUAACGGAAGAAUGUAGUGCCAUCAUACAAAACAAAUUGCCACCAAAGUUGAAAGAUCCAGGGAGUUUCACAGUUCCUUGCACUAUUGGUAAUGUAGAAUUCUCUAAAGCACUUUGUGACCUGGGUGCGAGUGUGUCAUUGAUCCCUUUAACUGUAGCUAGGCAAUUGGGGUUGAAAGAGUUAAAGCGUACUAACAUCUCCUUGCAAUUGGCUGACAGGUCUAUUAGACAUCCAAUGGGCAUUUUGGAAAAUAUGCUUAUUAAAGUGCAGAAAUUCAUUAUUCCUGUCGACUUUGUUGUUUUAGAUAUGGAGGAAGAUGGUAAUGUACCUAUUAUACUUGGUAGACCAUUUCUGUCCACUGCAGGUACAAUAAUAGAUGUUAAACGAGGUAAGUUCAAGUUUCAAAUUGGUGAAGAGAAAGUAGAAUUUGAUUUGAGUAAAAUGGAGAAAUAUCCCUUUUUUACUGACCAUGUUUAUUCUGUUGACAUAUGUGAUGAAUUGGUAUUAGAGAUGAGUCAAGUUAAUCUUGAUAAUGAUUCUCUUGAACUUUGUCUUAAUGGUGUAGGCUUAAAAGAGAACAAGUUGAAGAAAUGA
Messenger RNA from Coffea eugenioides, 1098 nucleotides. RefSeq lists its product as uncharacterized. The record is from RefSeq and is a predicted model, not a curated record. Lineage: Eukaryota; Viridiplantae; Streptophyta; Magnoliopsida; Gentianales; Rubiaceae. The transcript has a single exon. Bases 1 to 1098 code for a protein of 365 amino acids.